This is a messenger RNA of Thamnophis elegans (Western terrestrial garter snake), 2739 nucleotides long. It is a transcript of the gene CFAP92, whose product is annotated as cilia and flagella associated protein 92. The transcript is spliced from 12 exons. The record is from RefSeq and is a predicted model, not a curated record. The coding region runs from base 1 to 2739 and encodes 912 amino acids. NCBI's taxonomy places the organism in Eukaryota, Metazoa, Chordata, Lepidosauria, Squamata, Natricidae.
AUGCAUCGUUUUUAUCAUAUGGAGUAUUUUCUUCUACCAGAUGAUAUUGAACCUCGAAAAUUAGAUUUGGUAUUGUUUGGUCCAGUGGCUAAAUUAUUUCUGGAUACAGAAUCUAAGGUAGUGAAACCCUGGCUUGAAAAUGACCAGAUAUGGAUUUCAUGGAACCACAGCAUUGAAAUUAAUGUUACUAACGAGUUUCUAAUAAAGCUAAGAGAACACAGCAUAAAAUUAAGGUUAUGGGAUCUCAAGGAAAAGGUUUGUUCAAAAGCCAGGUUUUGUAAACUAAGGAGUAACCUACUAUUAUCAGAUCAUGGAGAAUUUGAUGGUAAUGUCAAGAAUAUGGUUUUGUAUCAGAGAGAAUUCUUAGAAAGGAAAGAAGCCAAACCCAGUGUCACAAAGGUUAAACCAGUAACGUACUUGGUGCAAAAACAGACAGCAGACGCUUUGUCAGCUUUUCUUCCAUCAGAAAAAAGGAGGCCAUCACAAAAAGGUAAUAUUUUCAGUGCUGAGAAGAAAUCAAAACUGGCUGCGCACAAGUCAGCUGGUAAAGAAGCAGCUGCCCACGCAGCCUACGUGAGGAAAUUUGGAAUAGCGGCUUUGAAGCUGGACCUCAUCCCUCUCCUAGCAGGUGACUACUAUACAGCCAGUCGAUGGGAAGGGAAUUCCCCCAAACUUAAUGAAGCAUACUUAGGUUUUGCUGUAGACAAACCUAUUAUGAGUGAGAAACACAAACAUGAUUUAAACCCACUGAUUAUUAAGAUUAAGUCUGCAAAAUGUUUACCAAAUACUCCUGUCCCGAUUGAAGAGUUGCAGAAAACUUGCCUUCCCGUUUACUGCAAAUACAGUUUCUACCAAAUGUCUCCCCAUUAUACAGAAGGUCGAGAUCAUGGGACCGAUGUCUUCUUUAAAGAUAGCAACGUGAUUCUUCUAGGAGCAAUAGACCCUGGAAAACUCAAUGAAUACUUAAGAGGCCCACCUUUAGAAAUUGAAAUUCAUGACAGAGAUAAGAAAAAGGAAACUCUCAAGACAAAGCCAUCUUUGUUUGGAGAGGAACCGGGAGAUAGCAAACUAAGUGACAUAAGCGCUGUCACUUCGAGAUACCUGGUCCAGAAUUUCAUUACAGCCAAGGAAAAUAUUUUUAGUCCAUAUGGAGUAGCUAAAAUCAACUUGAACGAUUUACUGCUAGGUGAAAAAACCUUGAAUUUCUGUGCACCAAUUCACAGCUGCUCAAUUAAAGAUACAUCUCAAUCCGAUGGGCAAAAUGCCAGUACAGGGGCUAAGAAAACAGAUGACUCUCAAGUUGUUGAACUUUCAAUUGGGCAUUAUGUAAAUGCAGAGUCACAUCUUAAAGUGAGAGUUGAAAUAAGUGUACCAUUAGUUCCUGCAGAAGAAGAAGAUGAUACUGCUGCACAUUGUCCAUAUGGCUGCAUCAUUUAUCUUUUUGAUUAUAAUAACACAUCAUUAUUAUAUUAUUUGAUGCAAGAGAUUACAGAAAUUAAUUCAGAGGCUUUCCUACUUGAUACUUAUCCCAUAGAAACAACUCAAAAAUCUCUUAACACUUUGAAACUGAACCAGAAACUUUCCUUAGAAGAGAUUUCUCAGCUAAAUAUUAUUACUGGAUUUCACAUAAUUGAUGGGUCCAUUCACCUUCUUAUCCUGGAAGGUUUCAGAAAUAAAGCAAUUAAGAGGAUGUGGAAUAAAAAGAUUGAUAGGGUGCAUGAAACGGAACAUGGAAGAUUGCAGAUAUUCUAUAAUUCACACUUGUGUUUUCACAAGCGGCUGUAUAUCAAUCUUGAAUCCAUCCUGCUUCACGUCCGUCUCUGCAAGCCACUGUCAAGCCUCAUGAAGCAGGCUUUGUUAUACAUCAGGGAUAUGGUUCCUCAGCCGUGCUUUGAAGCUCUUUCCAGACUUGAUUACAUCUGCCACAGUAAGAAGUUAAGGGAUGUGGUCCAUUACAGUCUCUUGCCUUCAGCAGAAAUGAUUACAAUCUUGAGUCAGGAGUUUGGGGUUCCCUUGACUAAAGCUGACAUGUAUCUAAAGGACCCCACAGAGAUCUUGGAAACAUUUGACAAAAUGCAAAAGCCUUCAGGCAUGAGACACUACGGGUAUUCUCAUUUCGAUAUCUACAAUAAGAAGUAUAUACUAAGAAAAAGGGAACAAGAAAGUCAGGCACCACAUAACUAUAUCCAGUCCAAUAUUGAAUAUGUGAACUUCCUCAAUGAAAUACUUGAAAGAGAAAUCCCGAGAACUAUCAGAGCUUUCCCUUUUGGCGAAAAUGCUAUCUUUAAUUAUAGUACUCAGGCUUUAAAUUCAGCAGAAAUUGCAAAGAAGCUACUUCGACAAGAAAUGGCAAAGAUGCCAGGAAAAAGAUUUGCUUAUAAUGAAUAUCUGUCAGGCAUGUUUGACCCAGUGGAUGAAGGUGCUAUAUUAAAAGAACAGAUUGAACAAUCAAAGAAAUUGUGGUUGUAUCCUGGAGGGAUGGCAAUUCCUGGAUUUAAGAGCAGCGCAGACAGCAACAAACAUCCCCGUAGACCUGAUGAGGCACGAUUGAUUGAAUUAAAAGAGAAAUGGCAGGAGAAUUUUUUCAAUACUAACUUUAUGAAGCCAGUUCUGGAUCGGGAUAAAUGGAGAUGGGACAAACGGGAUGUUGAUUUUGAGCUUUAUCGAAAGCCUCUGGUCCAAAACCCGGCUCCUGACACUCAUAGAGAAGGAGAUUAUGGCUUGUUCAUUAAAAUAUGA